AAGAACUGAAACAACAGUUAAACAACUGUUUGUUUAUGUUCAAAGUAGUUCUGAACUAAAUUAGCAACACUAAUUUGAACUAACGGACAGAACGCUUUUUACAAACCGCUAACAAACACCUCCGGUAACGGAAGCACCGCCGGUAACGGAAGCAGUAACCGUAGAGCAGAGCUGUGGCACACCGGCAAACCAAGUUAACAUGUCCACAGGGUGGAGAGGUUUUCUGGAGGAGAGGUUGGGUGCUGGUGCGGAGGACAUAUGUGCGCUGUUGGAGAGCACCAUAGCGGACUUUGAGGAGGAGCUGCGCCGCUCCAAACACGAGAACCAGCGGCUCCAGCGGCUCCUGAACUCGGCUCUGAGGGUCCUGAGCCCGAGAGUCGUGCUCGUCAGAACCGCUGUCCAGCUCCCCUCUCUGAGUCCUGGUCUGACUCCACACAUUAAAGAAGAACCCAGCAUCAAACAGGAGAAAGAUCAGCUGCAACUGUCUGUCCGUGAAGUGUGGUCACUGUCUGCGAGCGUGAAGACAGAAGAGUCCUCACUGCUUCAACAAAGACAAACUGAGCAGAGAGAAGACACACAGGUAGAGGACAUCAGAGCAGAGACACAUAUCCACUCAGAGACUGAGGGAGACACAGAGCACUCUUCUGACACUGACAGUGAUGAAGACUGGAGACCUCCACUCAGCUGUUCACCUGCACACAUCGACACAGGGGCUGAUGGAGACAAAUCUGCACCAGAGACCAGAGCCACUGUGAACAAUGGAAACAUGUCAGGAACUGGCGAAGGAGCUGAGGGCAGGAAACACAUGUGCUCUGUUUGUAAAGCAAGAUUUGGCUCUAAAUAUAAACUAAAAAAACACAGGAGAGUUCACACAGGAGAAGAAUUCAGGUGUUCAGUCUGUAAGAAAAUGUUUGCUAUAAGCUCUUAUCUCAAAACACAUAUGAGGACACACACGGGGGAGAAACCAUUCAGCUGUUUGGUCUGUAAGAAAGCGUUUGCUGUAAGAUGUUCUCUCAAAACACAUAUGUGGACACACACGGGGGAGAAACCAUUCAGCUGUUUGGUCUGUAAGAAAGCGUUUGCUGUAAGAUGUUCUCUCAAAACACAUAUGAGGACACACACGGGGAAGAAAUCAUUCAGCUGUUUGGUCUGUAAGAAAGUGUUUGCUCAAAGCAAUCAUCUCAAAACACAUAUGAGGAUACACACAGGGGAGAAACCAUUCAGCUGUUCAGUCUGUAAGAAAGUGUUUGCUCAAAGCAAUCAUCUCAAAACGCAUAUGAGGAUACACACACGGGAGAAACCAUUCAGCUGUUCAGUUUGUAAGAAAGUGUUUGCUGUAAAAUGUCAUCUUAAAAUACAUAUGAGGACACACACGGGGGAGAAACCAUUCAGCUGUUCAGUCUGUAAGAAAGUGUUUGCUGUAAAAUAUCAUCUUAAAAUACAUAUGAGGACACACACGGGGGAGAAACCAUUCAGCUGUUCAGUCUGUAAGAAAGUGUUUGCUCAAAGCAAUCAUCUCAAAACACAUAUGAGGAUACACACAGGGGAGAAACCAUUCAGCUGUUCAGUUUGUAAGAAAGUGUUUGCUCAAAGCAAUCAUCUCAAAAUACAUAUGAGGACACACACGGGGGAGAAACCAUUCAGCUGUUUGGUCUGUAAGAAAGUGUUUGCUGUAAAAUGUGAUCUUAAAACACAUAUGAGGAUCCACACAGGGGAGAAACCAUUCAGCUGUUCAGUCUGUAAGAAAGUGUUUGUUAAAAGCUCUCAUCUCAAAACACAUAUGAGGAUCCACACAGGGGAGAAACCAUUCAGCUGUUCAGUCUGAAAGUGUUUGUGUAAAAUGUAAUCUCAAGAGACAUAUGAGCACACACCAUAGAGUGUAUAUAUAAAUGGACAUAACUAACUCUCUAGCCGCCACGUUCUAAAUAGGAAGUUCAAGUGCACAUACUGACCCUGGUUUCUAUUGAUUUACAUUGGAAGAUUGGAUUUUGGUGUUUUUUAUGGUGUUUUGUAUGUUUUUAAAAAAAAAAAUCCCAGUCUAUGGGACACACACAGGAGGAUUCAGCUGUUAGAAAAUGAUGCAAGGAAGCAUCAUCUCACUUCACAAGACAGAAGACAGAGAGAGAGAGAGAGAGAGAGAGAGAGAGAGAGAGCUUACAGCUGAUCAGCCUGUAAGAACAUGUUUUAUGUCAGGAGUUCUCUGCAUAUAGAAGGACACAAAAAAUCUAUUCAUCUGUACACCUUUUUCUUUUUGCUAGUGAGGAAUUUGGUAUUUUUCUGUACUAUGAUCAGAUUUGAGCUGUGGAGGAUUGAAUACAUCACUUCUAUGGCUCAUUUUAGAUACAAACUAACUACUAAAGUAAUUAAUUCUCCUUUUUAUUUACUGUAUUGCAGUUUGUGUUUUUGUAAAUUUAUUGUACAUUUACAAUCGUUUUAGGGAUAAACCUGCUGUUGUGUCAGUGGCACAAAUUGGUUUCAGUCUUGUCAUUUAUUGUCUGUAUUUUCUUGUGUAAUCUGGACAGGCUUAUUCAUUUGUUCAGCCUGUUAGGACGGUUUUAUGUGUACAUGUAUAUUCUCUGUUACAAAAUCACAUUUGUUGAAUGAGUUUAUUUUUUACUUUUUGUCCCAAUUUGAUUCUGUUUUAUCUUUGAAUCUGAAUAUAUGUCAAUAGAAUCUGUAUGUAUGUAUAACAACUAAUAAACCUAAUCAGUUCA
Messenger RNA from Boleophthalmus pectinirostris (great blue-spotted mudskipper), 2714 nucleotides. RefSeq names its product gastrula zinc finger protein XlCGF57.1-like. The transcript has 3 exons. Gene Ontology annotation, cellular component: nucleus. Gene Ontology annotation, biological process: regulation of transcription by RNA polymerase II. Gene Ontology annotation, molecular function: DNA-binding transcription factor activity, RNA polymerase II-specific; RNA polymerase II cis-regulatory region sequence-specific DNA binding. Lineage: Eukaryota; Metazoa; Chordata; Actinopteri; Gobiiformes; Gobiidae. The record is from RefSeq and is a predicted model, not a curated record. Bases 200 to 1825 code for a protein of 541 amino acids.